Serendipita indica DSM 11827 is the source of this 1113-nucleotide messenger RNA. NCBI's taxonomy places the organism in Eukaryota, Fungi, Basidiomycota, Agaricomycetes, Sebacinales, Serendipitaceae. The record is from the annotation of a GenBank genome assembly.
AUGAUCCGAGCUACAGCAAGAACAGCAACAAGACGGACUCCGGCGCUCGGGAGACAACUCGCAACGCAGACAAAUACGUUUAAGCAAAAACUUGACGCUGGACCCGGCUUGGACGACUUUAUUCGCGAUGGUCCAAACGUUGAAACCGUCACCUUGGGCAAUACGAGCCAACCGCGACUUCCUUCGUUUUUGAAAACGAAGAUUCCAACAGGAGCGUCAUUUAGCAAGAUUAAGCAGGAUCUACGCGGCCUCAAACUGCACACGGUGUGCGAGGAAGCGCGAUGUCCAAACAUUGGAGACUGUUGGGGAGGCUCCGACAAGUCUAAAGCGACAGCAACGAUCAUGCUUAUGGGCGAUACAUGCACCAGAGGCUGUCGGUUCUGUUCCGUCAAAACUUCCAAAACGCCCCCACCGCUGGACAUUCACGAACCAGAGCACACAGCAGAGGCUGUAAGCAGAUGGGGAUUGGGCUAUAUUGUGCUAACCAGUGUGGAUCGAGACGAUCUUCCCGAUGGAGGCGCAGAGCACUUUGCAAGCACGAUACGGAAGAUCAAGUACAAGGCACCCAAUAUCCUGGUUGAAGCGUUGACUGGCGACUUUGCGGGAAAUUUAGACCAUGUCGCACUGGUAGCGCGUUCUGGAUUGGAUGUGUAUGCCCACAACGUCGAGACGGUCGAAGAACUUACACCAUUUGUGCGCGACCGGCGGGCCACCUUCCGACAGAGCCUGAGCGUACUAGCCAAGGCUAAAGCAGAAGGGGUACGCGUCACAAAGACAAGCAUGAUGCUUGGUGUUGGCGAAAAUGAAGCACAGGUGAUGGACGCUCUCAAAGCUUUGCGAGAGGCGGACGUCGAUGUCGUGACGUUUGGUCAAUAUAUGCGCCCAACAAAGCGACACAUGAAGGUUCAUCGAUACGUGGAGCCCGAGGAGUUUGAGCGGUGGAAAAAGAUUGCCGAAGACAUGGGCUUCCUAUAUGUAGCCAGCGGACCAUUGGUGCGCAGCAGUUACAAGGCGGGAGAAUUCUUCAUCGAGAACGUUCUCAGAGGCAAGGCCGCAAAGACACCCAAAACUCCUUCCCCGUCUGACGUCUUGGAAGCGUCGAGUCGGGUAUAA